UAUUUAAAAAUGAAAAAUGAGAAAUGAAGCUGGCUUUUUUUUAACUUUAUUCCAAAAAACUCUCACUAAAAAAUUUAAGUAUGGCUGGUUCUGAACUGACAUCAUCUAAUGGUGAUAAAAAGACUUCUGAAAAGAUCAAUAGUUUUGCAGAGCAAUUGUUGCUACUUCGUCGUCAGCAAGAUGAGCAGUACCGUCAUUUAACAUUGUUAUACAAAGCACAACAAGACUCCCUACGGCAGCAACAAGAACAUGAAUUAAGCCAGCAUUAUAAGCGACAAACAUCAUUACAUCCAACAACAAAAAAUGUUGCUUCAUAUAUGUCAACAUCCUCCAAACCUUAUGAUUACCAACAUACUGAGAACACAAGUAGCCAAGUCGAAAGAAGAAUAGAAGAAGCUAAACCACAAGGCAAUGCAAUUUCAGAAGAUGUUCGGAAUAAAAUUCGUGAAAGAGUGUUUAGGAAUAUAAAAAAGAGAAAUAGCAAACCUGAUCCUCGGCUUUCUGGACAAUGCAAAGAAGAUUUUAUUACAUGGUCAUAUAAACCUCAGGCAUACAUUGAAUCAUAUGCUCCAGACAAUGAUGGGCUCUUUGAUCUACCUCCUCUUCGAAAAGCUGCUUCUGAACCAAAUUUAAAACGAACUCCAUUAUAUCCAUAUCCCAAGUCUCGAGGUCGAAAUAAAUUAUAUUCUGCUACAGGAGAAAGCAGGUAUCUUUCAGCUUUAGAUGAUCAAAAAGAAAAAAGAGAUGAUACCUCUCCAUUAUAUCUUAACUCUACAGAAGGAAAUGUUUUUUAUGAAGGCUCGCAAAAGAAUAAUUUGUUAUUCCAGUCACCUUCAUUACCAAAUAUCAACAUAGAAAGUACAAAUACUAAGCUUUAUUUUCCAAUACAUAUGAGCACCCUUGAACAUCCCCCAACCGAUUCUACGUCUGAUCUAAAAGCACCCUUACAACCAGAUCACCCAAAAUACUUAGAUAUGUUAAAAACUCAGUAUGCAACAAAUCAUCGAUACCUACAACACAUUAUACAGGAGAGAAACCUGGAACCUAAAGAAAUAGACAAUUUACAUCUUCGUUAUCUACCAAAAUCUGAUAAUACUACUUUAUCAGAUGUACAACGAGUAAAGCAAUUACUUGAGUCUCAGAAUAAACUCUACUUGCAUUUGACUGAGCCUCUUGGCAUUAAUUCUUCUUACUUUGAAAGGUCUAAAAAUGUUUCUAAAUCACGAAUAAUUAAUGACUCUUCCUCACUUAGUUCCCCAUUUCAUUCACAGUAUUAUGAUAUGAAAACAUCUAGUCCAACAUUAGAUCAACAUAGCUUAGAUUCACAUCAACACAGUAAUGCUCAUAUAAGAUUACCUUUUUUAUCUAAUCAAGAUUCGUUUUCAUCUCUUCAUAAUGCAAGCCAGCCAACACGCAUGCGUUUAAAAGAACAUCUUAGAGAAAAAUUAGAUGCUACAUCUUCAAAAUCUAUGUCUUUGGAUGCUCAUUUUCAUCGAUUAGAAAAAGAUAAUCAGAUUCAGGAAGAAACAGAGGAGGAUGUUGCUAAAGAAGAAAAAGUUCGGUCACAAGUUUCAUCUUCAUUAACUGAUGGAAGUUCACUGACCAAUCCUUCAAAUGGGUAUAGUCCAGGUUGCUUAUAUGGUUCAAAUCCACAGUUAUCUGAGUCAUAUUCAGGUAUUUAUGGAUCAAAAUUAAAAUUUCGUGACUUUGAUUCUAGUCUUCAUGGAUCAGAUAGUCGUUUGUAUGAUUCUCAGUUGCAAACUAAAAAAUCAGAAACUGAUGAUAAACUUUCUUUAAACUUAUUUAAGCAUCCUAAAGAAAUGACUGGUUUAGUUUACGAUCCUAUAAUGUUAAAGCAUCAGUGUACAUGUGGUGAAAGUUAUCCUAAACAUCCAGAAUCAGCUGGGCGCUUGCAAAGCAUUUGGGCAAGACUUCAGGAAACAGGUGUUGCUAACAUGUGUGAGCUUAUACGACCUCGCAAAGCUACUAUAGCAGAGCUUCAAACAGUCCAUAGCGAAAAGCAUACUCUUUUAUAUGGCAGUGGUACAAGAAAAGAAGGCACUCAAAAUUUACGUUGUUUUACUACUCUAUCAUGUGGUGGAGUAGGGGUUGAUGCGGUUACAGUUUGGAACGAUACCCAUACUUCAAACGCAGCUCGCAUGGCUGCAGGAUGUGUCAUUGAAUUAGCUUUUAAAGUUGCUUCCAAUGAAUUAAAAAAUGGGUUUGCUAUUGUUAGACCUCCUGGUCAUCAUGCUGAAACUCAUCAAGCCAUGGGAUACUGCUAUUUUAAUUCCGUAGCAAUCGCUGCAAAGUUGUUAUGUUUAAAAAUGGCUGCUGAGCGAGUUCUAAUCUUUGAUUGGGACAUUCAUCAUGGCAAUGGAACUCAGCAGAUGUUUUAUGAUGAUGAUAGAGUGUUGUAUAUAUCAAUUCAUCGUCAUGAUGAAGGAUCAUUUUUUCCAGGAACUGGAAAGGCUGAGGAGUGUGGUGCUGGAAUAGGAGUUGGUUGUAACAUUAACAUUCCAUUUGAUGGAGGAUUAGAUCUUGAGUAUGGUGAUAAGGAGUAUUUAGCUGCAUUUCAAACAGUAGUUUUACCUGUUGUAAAAGAAUAUCAACCUGACAUCAUUCUCAUAUCUGCAGGUUUUAAUGCUGCUGGAGGUCAUUCAGAUGCACUAGGCGGUUAUAAUGUGUCUUCGGCAUGUUUUUCAUACAUGACAAAGGAACUAAUGCAGUUUGCUAAUGGCAAAGUUGUUCUUGUACUGGAAGGAGGGUAUAUAUUACAAACUCUUUGCGAUGCUUCAGAAAGUUGUAUACGUGCUUUGUUGGGUUGUUCUACAAAUGAAUUAUCAGAGAAGGUAUUAAAAGGGAAGCCUAAUGACAAUGCAAUAAAAUGUUUAGAGAAAGUUGUUGAAUUGCAAGGUAGAUAUUGGCCAGGUAUUAAGCAUGUAGCAUCUAAUCUCAACUCACAUUUUUAUGGCAUCAAAACUGAAAAAGAAGAUGUUGAUGCUGUUUCUGCGUUAGCCUCUCUUUCAAUGCAAGUAACACAAAGUACUUCAGUUGAAAAAGUCCCGAAUUUAUCAAAUAAAAAAGAGGAACCAAUGGAUGAAAGUUAACUGGAUUGUGCAAAUUUAAGUACCUAUAAAACCUUGAAGCAAGAUAUGUGAAAUAAUAAUAGGCUUUGUAAGAUAAAAGUUUGGCGUUAUGAAAAUAGAACGAUAAAUUUUAUAUAUAUAUAUAUAUAUUUUUUAUUUCAUUUUGGUCUUUUUUUAAAAAACUCUUGUUUGAUAUUGUUAAUAGGUGUUGUUGUUACUAUACAUUUUGUUUCCAUAGCGACUGUAGAGCGAUUAGUAUUUAUAUUUAUAGCUAUAUAUUAUGGUGAUGUAGAUUUAGCGUUCUUAGUGCUGUAACUAAACAUUUGUUUUUUUGUAUUUUUUACCAAAAAUACUUUUUAAAAUUCGCCAAAUUUCAUUUGAUUUGUAUUUUAUAUUUGAUUAAAAAUAAUAGUUUGUUUAUUCCGUUAAAAACGGUUAUAUUUUAUUGAUCUCCAGAAUACUACUAUUUAGAAGUAGCAGUUACAGCAGAAUGCGAAUCUUCGUGUAGAAUUUUAUUUUUGAAUAUCUUAUUGUAAUAUUAGAAUAAACGGAUAAUUGA
Messenger RNA from Hydra vulgaris (swiftwater hydra), 3648 nucleotides. RefSeq names its product histone deacetylase 4. The record is from RefSeq and is a predicted model, not a curated record. Gene Ontology annotation, biological process: negative regulation of transcription by RNA polymerase II. NCBI's taxonomy places the organism in Eukaryota, Metazoa, Cnidaria, Hydrozoa, Anthoathecata, Hydridae. Gene Ontology annotation, cellular component: histone deacetylase complex. Gene Ontology annotation, molecular function: transcription factor binding; histone deacetylase activity.